Molecule: messenger RNA, 451 nt
Organism: Hibiscus syriacus
Lineage: Eukaryota; Viridiplantae; Streptophyta; Magnoliopsida; Malvales; Malvaceae
Product: probable pre-mRNA-splicing factor ATP-dependent RNA helicase DEAH2
Exons: 2
Coding region: 84-329 (81 amino acids)
Source: RefSeq, a predicted model, not a curated record
AUCCAUCUUCGUGCUAUGAGAAUUUCAUCUACCAUAGAGCCCUGAAGGCUGCUGAUAAUAUUAGACAAUAGCUGGUGUGCAUCAUGGCCAGGUUUAACCUCAAACUGUGCAGCACUGAUUUCAAGAGCCGUGACUACUAUGUCAACAUUAGAAAGGCCAUGGCACAUCUGCAGCGUACUGGGCAGUACUUGACAGUAAAAAACAACCAGGAGGUGCACUUGCAUCCAUCAAGUUGCUUGGAGCACAAGCCAGAGUGGGUUAUCUACAAUGAGUACGUCACUGGAAGCCGGAAUUUUGUUCGUACUGUGACAGAUAUUAGUGGUGAAUGAUUAGUCUCUCCUUUCUUAUAUAGUUAACGCACUUGUAGUUGUGUUUCUUGGUUCAUGAUACAUGGAGUUUAUGGAAUUCAAACUUUUUUAUUCAAUAGCCCUUCAAUUCACAUAUACACCCC